Molecule: messenger RNA, 1900 nt
Organism: Lethenteron reissneri (Far Eastern brook lamprey)
Lineage: Eukaryota; Metazoa; Chordata; Hyperoartia; Petromyzontiformes; Petromyzontidae
Gene: DCUN1D3
Product: defective in cullin neddylation 1 domain containing 3
Biological process (GO): protein neddylation
Cellular component (GO): ubiquitin ligase complex
Molecular function (GO): ubiquitin-like protein binding; ubiquitin conjugating enzyme binding; cullin family protein binding
Source: RefSeq, a predicted model, not a curated record
CCCAGUCCCCCCGUGACGGCCUCCACAGCGGCACCACCAGCACCCGGGCAAGGCCGCAACGCUGCGCGCAGACACCCCACGUCACCCCGCUACGGUGCCACUAUAUCGAUCAAGCCAGAAAAAAACGGAGUUGCUGAAGCUGUCUCUGGUGAUGUUCUAACGACUUUGGACGCCGAAUGAACAAAUUGCAGAGAUGGUCAGUUGAUCCCGCCAAUGCACGCAUGCAUGCGACCAUGUGCAAUAUAUGGGGGAAGGUAUGUUUAUCAAACCUCGGAAUGUCAAACAAAGUUACUUUUACGUCUCGGCCAGGAGGCCUUGACUUGGACUUGAUGUGCAGCUGCAUAGCCCUCGAGCGACCUUGAGAGUGAGGGUAGGAGUGGUGGUAGUAGGCACAGAAGCCACGUGGGGAACGGGCCAAAGCAAUGGGCCAGUGCAUCUUCCGCUGCCAACGGGACGCCAGCUCUUCUAGUGCGUCUGCGUGGCCAAGCAAGAGCAACGCGAGCGCCGCCGAAAAGUCUAAACGAGUGCACGGCGGCGCCAGUCCCCAACGAUCCGGCCACGCCGACUCCACGCUGGACACGUGCGAGCAGCGCACGGGCGGGGCGCACCUAUCCAAACCGGGCAGCGGAGACCUGUCCACCACCAUGCUGCUGUCGCAGGACGAGCGCUCACCCCGGAACUCGGGGCCCGGCCUGCACGAGUCGGAGUUCUCGCUGGCUCGCGCUCAUGCCCUCUUCAACAAGUACAAGGACGAGAGGGAGGACGCCAUCCUUGCCGAGGGCAUGGAGGAGUUCUGCCAGGACCUCUCUGUGGACCCCACCGAGUUCAUCGUGCUCGUCAUGGCCUGGAAGUUCAAAGCGGCGACGAUGUGCAGGUUCACCAGGUCCGAGUUUGUGGCUGGCUGCAUAGCCCUGCAGGCCGACACGGCCAAGGCCAUCCAGGCGCGCUUCCCCGAGCUGAUGGAGGAGGUGCGCGUCGAAGAGCGCUUCAAGGACCUUUACCGCUUCACCUUCCAGUUCGGCCUGGACGCCGACGAGGGGCAGCGCUCGCUGCCGCGCGACAUGGCGCUGGCGCUGUGGCGCCUGGUGUUCGAGCACCGGCGGCCGCCCGUGCUCGACCGCUGGCUGAGCUUCCUGGAGGAGAACCCGUCCAGCGUGCGCGGCGUGUCGCGAGACACCUGGAACAUGUUCCUGAACUUUGCGCAGACGGUGGGGCCCGACCUGAGCCACUACAGCGAAGACGAGGCGUGGCCUAGCCUCUUCGACGCGUUUGUGGAGUGGGAGACGGAGCAGCGAGCCAGGAUGCAGGACGUCACGCAGUCGUGGACAAAGCCGGACUGGGAGGGGUAGCGCAUGCGUUUUCCUUGCUCUUUGUGAUGGAAGUCACGAUUGAAAUGUGCAGUACUUUGAUUUCGUUUAUUUUUUAUGUGCACAAAAGUAUUAUUUGAACAUUUGAUGCAGUAUAAAUUGAGCAUUUACCAUUUCUUGUGCGAUUUUGCAGAGGAGAGCGGUUUCCUUAUCGGGACGAGUCGCGUGCGGUGUAAAUGUUCAGAGUGGACCCAGUUUAUCGCCGACGUGUGUUGCCCGAGUCUUAUUGAUUGCGGAUGAUGCAUACGCACGUUUUUGAUAAUGCUGCCUGAAACAUUUUUCAAAUGGAUUUUUCAUAGCAACUAAUAGUCACGUAGCCAAAAGUUCAGGGAAGUGCACAAAAGGGAAUGGCAAAGCUUAUACUGUACCCUGCACACUCAUAUACCAAAUGAAUUAAGCCAUCUGACACACUGGUCGAAGACUCGAGCUUGCGUACAUUCAAACUAGACCAUUGUCUUUUUUUUUAAAGAUAUACAGCAGAACUCCAAUAAUCGUGAUCCAUUUUCUUGGUUCUUUCGGUAAAGUCACGUAGA